CCCCUCACAUCACACUUUCGGUUUCAACUUUCAAUUACAAUGGAUCUUACAAACUGUUUCAUCUUCUUCCUUUUACUCACUUCUCUUUACUUUGCCUUAACAAGAAAAACACCACCCAAAAAGCAUCCACCAGGUUCCAUGGGGUUUCCCCUCAUAGGCCAAACCCUUAGUUUCCUACAUGCAAUGCGAACCAACAGCAUCGAGCAAUGGCUUCUACAAAGAACAAGUAAAUACGGUCCCGUUUCUAAGCUCAGCCUCUUCGGUACCCCGACGGUUUUCGUACACGGGCAGAGUGCUAACAAGUUCAUCUUCACUUGCGACGGUAACGUACUCGGAAACCACCAACCGCCGUCGUUUAAAAGGAUCUGUGGAGAGAGAAAUAUGACCGCGUUGAUCGGCGAUGAUCACAAGCGUGUGAGGGGAGCCCUUGUUUCGUUUUUGAAGCCUGAAAUGUUGAAACAAUAUGUUGGGAAGAUGGAUGAAGAAGUUAGAAAUCAUGUAGAGAUGCAUUGGCAUGGGAAUCAAAAGGUUAUGGUAAUGCCAUUGAUGAAGACUCUCACUUUCAACAUAAUGAGCUCACUCAUAUUUGGCAUUGGAAAAGGAGAAACAAGAAACAAUCUUAUAGAGCUUCUUCAACAUAUGAUGAACGGCUUAAUGUCAUUACCAAUAAACCUUCUCUUCACACGGUUCAACCGUAGCCUUAAAGCUAGUGCACAACUCAGAGCAUUCAUCAAGAAUCUUAUUAGUGAAAGGAAGGCUGCAUUGGAGCAAAGGGUUGCUGAUACUCGAAAAGAUCUCAUCGCUUGCUUGCUCGGUAUCGGAAAAACUGAGCCUUCGAUCCGUAUGUCCGAUGAAGAAAUCGUGGACAACGUAAUAGGUGUGAUGAUAGCGGGGUAUGAUACAUCCUCCGUUCUCAUUACUUUCUUGGUCAGGCUUUUGGGUAUGGAUCGAUCCGUUUAUGAUAAAAUCGUGCAAGAACAAGAAAAGAUAGCCAAGACCAAAACUUCGGAGCUUUUAUCGUGGGAUGACCUUGCCAAGAUGAAAUACACAUGGAGAGUAGCAAUGGAGACUUUAAGGAUGAACCCUCCAUUGUUAGGUUCUCUUAGGAAAGUCCUCAAAGACUUUGAAUAUGAAGGAUACACUAUCCCCAAAGGAUGGCAAGUGAUUUGGGCCGCAAACAUGACACACAUGGAUGGGAGAAUUUUCUCGGACCCGUCGAAGUUUGAUCCAGCGCGGUUCGAGAAACAAGCGUCGAUCCCGCCAUAUUGCUUUGUGGCAUUUGGAGGUGGAGCGCGGAUUUGCCCCGGGAACGAGUUUGCGAGGAUCGAAACGUUGGUUACAAUUCAUUACUUGGUGACUCGAUUUAAAUGGAAGCUUUGUUGCUUGGACAAUUCAUUUUCGAGAAACCCUUUUCCAGUUUUCAGUGAUGGAAUGCUGAUAGAAAUUGAGCCUAAGGACUGUUAGAAUCCAUUAAAACUUAAAGCACCUUGUAGCAUUAUAAUGUAAUUGUGUUGCUGAAUAAUUGAUGUAUAAUACCUAUCUUUAUAUGUAAUCUCUUUCGACUUCUAAAUCGGAUGAAAUACAAGCUUAGUCACAC
This is a messenger RNA of Gossypium raimondii (Peruvian cotton), 1597 nucleotides long. Its product is annotated as cytochrome P450 716B1. Gene Ontology annotation, biological process: sterol metabolic process. Gene Ontology annotation, molecular function: monooxygenase activity; oxidoreductase activity, acting on paired donors, with incorporation or reduction of molecular oxygen; heme binding. Lineage: Eukaryota; Viridiplantae; Streptophyta; Magnoliopsida; Malvales; Malvaceae. The transcript is spliced from 4 exons. The coding region runs from base 40 to 1464 and encodes 474 amino acids. The record is from RefSeq and is a predicted model, not a curated record.